This is a messenger RNA of Ostrea edulis (European flat oyster), 2019 nucleotides long. Its product is annotated as P2X purinoceptor 7-like. The transcript is spliced from 3 exons. The record is from RefSeq and is a predicted model, not a curated record. Bases 1174 to 1653 code for a protein of 159 amino acids. NCBI's taxonomy places the organism in Eukaryota, Metazoa, Mollusca, Bivalvia, Ostreida, Ostreidae.
GGUACAUACGUACUCGUAAUCAAUUUUUUUUCCUUUCCAAAGUAACAUAGUUAGUGUAUCUAUAAUGGCGGUUUAUAACAAGUUAUGUAGCGUAAACUAAUUGAUUUCAUCCCGAAAGAAAGAAAUUGGUCACAAUAAGUUCUUCAUUUCUGACCAAUAUUUAACUCUCGGAAAUCUUCGGUUAACCUAUUUGCAUAAUGUAUGCAUAGCGCGCGCCUUUUAAACACGUGAUUACAGAGAAAACAAUGGCGUCGGUAAGUAUUGACGUUAUUUCACUUUGAGUAAUCUUUUGUAUAUAUUGGAAUAAGAACCAUUCCGAUUAAAUUAGUUUUAGUAGAUCAUGUGCAAAACACUAAUUAUUAAUUAGAUAUGCACAUAUCCAAGAAUUGGUUGAAAAUAUCCAAAAUGAAUGACUUGAACUCUUCUACCAAAAAUAGCGUCUGUCAUACGUCUUGCCACGCUUGUUUGUUUAUAUUUUAUUUUUAGAACUUUACAGAUUUUAGUCUGAUUAAUUAGAGACACAGGCACGUAUAAUUGGGGGAGGGGAUACGUUUUCGAAAAUAGCCAUCAUUUGUUAUGUUUGGAUAUAUGAAAGAUAUAUACCCCCCCCCCCCCCCAUACCUAAUGACAGUUGUACAUGUAUAAUAAAAUGGGUCUAAAGCAAGUUGGAAAGUUUUGAAUAAAAAUUAUUUAGUGAAGUAUGGGCAUUCAUUGAUUAAAAUAUUUUUAAAGAAACUACUUCUCUUCCGGAUGACCCCUUCCCAGCAACAUACACAUUAAAACCCAUGUGCCCAAUUUGUGAUAGUAGAAUGGGAGAUUCAAAAUCACUUGUUAUCCACCUAAUUCUAUAGCAUUGUCCUUACAAUCCUCACCCCACCUAUUAUCUCAACCCAAUAAAUAAUAAUCACAUGGGCUCUUUUUGCCAAUUUUCAGGAGAGUUCUAGUACCACAACUAUACAGAGCAGUGAUGAAGAGAUAGAUGUUCAAGGUCAAGUGAGAGGUAGGGGCAGAAACCGUGGAAGGGGGAGAGGUGUUCGAGGAAGAGGCAGAGGAGGCAGGGGGAGAGGUAGAGGAGGCAGGGGAAGAGGUAGAGGAGGAGGACCAUCAAGAGAUGAAGUUGCCCUUGAUCAAAUCAAUAGAAGGAGUGAAGUUUUACGGGAACACAUUUCAAUUAUGGAGGUGGAUGAACUUCGAGAACUGUGCCUAACGAUGGCAGAAAAACAACCUGGUCUAGUUCACGAUAUCAUGCAUCCUCCUACCCAACAAGGGGGCUACCACCCACAACCUGGCGGGACUUGCCCAAACUGGUGUGUUUGUGGAAAUUGCCGGCAGAUGCCAACAGAAAGGGAGAAAGUGUGCUGUGGGAAAGAGCAAUGCAUAACUCUUUUACCAGACUUCUCGGUGCUAAUUCUCGAUGAAGCUGUGCUAGCCCUUGCCAGACUAUAUAGGAGAGACAUUUUGGUCUUCAAUGAUGAAGUGGACGAGAGAAAAGGCAACCGUCACCAAGCGUACCGACAGUAUAUCUUGUGGACCUAUGGCAGACUAGGUGCAGGGGACAGACGGGUCAUUCCAUCCUGCGCGGUUUGGUCUAUUAGAGACAAGUUUCCUGACCCUUUUGGUCAAUACACUGGAUUUGUUGCAGGGCGAAUAUAAAUGUACAUAGCCAAAUAUAAUAUAUAUAUAUAUAUAUAUAUAUAUGUGUUUGUAAAUGUAAUUGUAUAUAUACUAACCUUAAAAUUAUGAUAGCCAGUUGUAUAUUAUUUUAAUACUGCUAGUCCAAUAUUGUUAUUCUCUAUAAAUAUCCUAGAUUUUUUUUUUUUUGGUAUUGCAACUAUGAAGUUGAAAUAUUUUUACAUCCUCGUAGCCAUGUUUAAAAAUUUACCUAUAUCUUAGUAAAAUGGAACUAUUAUCAGUCACUUUUGAUUUUUUACACAUUGUUCAUAUCUUUAUCAAUAAUCUGUUGUGGUAAAAGAUUGAAGAAAUUGUUGUAACAAGAAUAAAUUUUCUAGGUCUUUUAAA